Molecule: messenger RNA, 4906 nt
Organism: Acanthochromis polyacanthus (spiny chromis)
Lineage: Eukaryota; Metazoa; Chordata; Actinopteri; Pomacentridae
Gene: epb41l3b
Product: erythrocyte membrane protein band 4.1-like 3b
Exons: 27
Coding region: 165-3890 (1241 amino acids)
Biological process (GO): cortical actin cytoskeleton organization
Cellular component (GO): plasma membrane; cytoskeleton
Molecular function (GO): actin binding; structural molecule activity
Source: RefSeq, a predicted model, not a curated record
UGUCCUCAUAUCCCACAAUUCUACUGUGAGCUGCUCAGUGUGUCUGAUAGGCCAGUGAGAGGGGAACUGCAGCAGAGUAGCACCGCUGUCAGGAAACACAAGCCCACUACGAAUGCAACUCGCACACCCAGCUGUAGGAGGACGGUUUGACUGUGUGAUUUACCAUGACAACUGAGUCAGGCGCAGACUCUGAGGCCAAGCAGCUGCAGGAGAACAAGGAGACACAGAAGGGGAAAGGCAAAGCAGCAUCCCAGCCCAGCCAGGCAGCAGCCGAACCCACCUCUCCACAGAACCAGCCGGAGCAGCUUCCAGCCGCAGCCGGACACAGCACCCCAGCCAGGAAAGAGCAGGAACAGGCAGAAGAGGAUCUGGUAUCCCACAGGUCGUCCACCAGUCGUCUGUCCAGGUCUCCUUUGAGAGGAGUCAAGAAAGUGAAGAUCAUGCAGUGUAAAAUCACCCUGCUGGACGGUUCUGACUACACGCUCAAUGUAGAGAAACGAGUCAAAGGCCAUGUGCUCUUUGAUAAAGUGUGUGAUCACCUCAACCUACUGGAGAAAGACUAUUUUGGCAUAACAUACAGAGAUAUGGAAAAUCAGAAGAAUUGGCUGGAUCCUUCCAAGGAGCUAAAGAAGCAGAUCAGGACUGGUCCCUGGAACUUUGCUUUCAACGUGAAGUUUUACCCACCAGACCCCUCCCAGCUGACCGAGGACAUCACAAGGUACUACUUGUGCUUGCAGCUAAGGGAUGAUGUAGUUUCGGGUCGCCUUCCCUGCUCCUUUGCCACCCACACGGUGCUGGGCUCCUACACAGUGCAGUCUGAACUAGGAGACUAUGACCCUGAGGAGCUGGGCAGCGACUACAUCAGCGAGCUGCGCUUUGCACCCAACCAAACCAAAGAGCUGGAGGAGAAGGUCAUGGAACUUCACAAGACCUACAAGGGGAUGACACCAGCUGAAGCAGAGAUGCACUUCCUGGAAAAUGCUAAGAAGCUGUCUAUGUAUGGUGUGGACCUCCACCAUGCUAAGUUGGUAGGGAGUCUCUAUGAAAGCUUGGCUCCAGCUGAGGGAGAGGACUCUGAAGGUGUGGAGAUCAUGCUGGGAGUUUGUGCAAGUGGCCUCCUCAUCUACAGAGACAGGUUGCGGAUCAACAGAUUUGCCUGGCCCAAAAUCCUCAAGAUAUCCUACAAGAGGAAUAACUUUUACAUCAAAAUCAGGCCUGGCGAGUUUGAGCAGUUUGAAAGCACAAUUGGUUUCAAACUUCCCAAUCACCGUGCUGCCAAAAGGCUUUGGAAGGUCUGCGUGGAACACCACACCUUCUUCAGACUUGUAUCCCCUGAGGCGCCCCCAAAGAAGUUCCUGAGCCUCGGCUCCAAGUUUCGCUACAGUGGCAGAACACAGGCUCAGACCCGUAGGGCCAGCUCUCAGAUCAUCAGACCUGCUCCAUUCUUCGAACGCUCCUCUAGCAAACGCUACAACAUGUCCCGCAGCCUAGAUGGAGCUCCCAUUAUGGAAAACCAUGAGACUCUGAUGAAGGACAAUGCCGUGGCCAAAGUAAUCACCAAGGGAGACAUUAUUACCGCAGUAACAACAGAGAAGAAGGUCGAGGAAGACAAGUCAGAGCAAGAGGACACUCACAAAGAUGCAGCAGAGACACCAGAAGCCGUGGCCACAACACCACUCAGACAAGACACAAAGUGCUCCCCUCAUGUAUACACAGCCGACCCCCUUCCUUCAGAGCUCUCACUCCCCUCAUCCCCUGUUUCAUCAACUAAAAUACGGCGGAGGCGCAGGGAGAACGCUCGUAAGCGGGCCUCAUCAGUCAGUCCAGCCAAAAGCAGCACUGGGUGCCGCCGCCGGCAAGCUCAUGCUGACCGCAAAGCCGCCCUGCUGGAGGAGCAGGCGCUGCUGCUCUCAGCCCGCAAGCAGAGACUGGAGCAGGGCAAGAGUCGUGGUGGCACACUCUUCUCCUUCUCCUUGCACCUGCCCGACCUGUCCUCCAUCCUGGAUGAGGAUGGCUAUAUCACCUUCCCCGAUCUGUCAGAGAUGCGUUUCCUCCCUGAGUGCGCGCAGAACUUCCUCCCUAUUAAGUCACCGUCACUCAUCCCCUGCUUCCUCUUCAUCUUCUUCUUUCUGCUCUCCACCUCUUUUUCUGUCCCCUAUGCCCUCACUCUCUCCUUCCCACUGGCGCUGUGCCUCUGCUACCUGGAGCCCAAGGCAGCCUCCCUGACCGCUUCCAUAGCCCAGGGCUACCAUGACCAUGACAGUUCAGAGGAAGAAGAGACUGACAGCGAACAAACUGACUUUGCCUUUGAUGGAGAGAUGACUGCCACAGAGUCGGAAGCUGAUGAGGACUCUGAAAUGCAGACUCAGUAUAGUUUCAUAAGACGAGUUAAAGGGGAAAACGUUUUUAUCAAGCAUAGUAAUCUGAUGCUAGAGGAUACGGAGCCUUCAGCAGAGGUUGUCAAGCACCAGACCAACAUCAGCGAGCUGAAGCGCUCCUUCCUGGAGACUGGCGGCAGCACACCAGGUCUGACCGAGUGGGAGAAGAGACUUUCCUCGUCCCCUGUGCACUCACCCAGAGCACAUGAAGCACCAAUGAUAGAGCCGUUGGAGCCACAGGAUACUAACGAUGAGCAACCAACUGGAGAUGAGGCAAAAGAGGAAGUGAAUGCUAAGGCCACUGAGGCAGCAGGAUAUCUGGUGAAAUACGUGGUGGAUAGUAUCAUAACAGAUGGGGCCACCUCCUCGGGGCCUCAUGGGAUUAGUUUAUCAACCACUAUGGACGACGACGUCUUCAUGGAUGGGACUCUGAAGGAGGUGGAAGAGAAAACACCCGACUCCCAGGACGAGGUGUCAGAGAGGUCGGUGGUGAAAGUCAGUCCUGGAGCUGUGAGGCAGGAAGUGUCCCAGGCCAUCAGUGAUAAGAAAGGGACGCUUAUUAUUUUGAAGGAUGCGGAGGACAAAGAGGACACUGAGGGCAAAGAGACGAGUACUUUAGAUGAAAAAGAGAAAUCUGUUGUUCCGAGAGAGUAUGAAACUGACAAGAAUGACACGCUGCCUGCAUCGAUAGGGAAAGAAAUGUUCAAAGCAGACACGUCUGUUGUUGCAGAAGCCCAAACUACAGAAGUCAAGAUGCUCAGUCCAAAGGUGGAGAUAAAAACUGAUGACAUGAUUCCGCUUAAAGGUAUUGACUCACCUAAAAAGGCCAUGGCGUCAUGGAUUUCUGAGGAGGUGAAGACAGAGGCCUCAGAGGUCAUCAGUGUCUCAGCAAAGGAGAUGAAAACUUCUGAUGGGCUGCAGGAGAAUGCAGAAAUCUUCACCUUUGAAGACGUCCGGUCUGAGCAGUCAGAGUCCAACCUGGUUCAAAUUACAGUUUCAGAAUCUUCAACUGCAUCUUUAGCUGUGUCUACGUUGGGAUGGGUUUCCUCAUCUCAAAAGGCAUCACCUGAUCAGCAGGAGAAGGCAGUGGUUGCCGUGGAGACAGAAGCAGAAUCAGCCAAAUUGACAGCACCAACGAGUCCUGACGUUGUGGAGGUGGCUACCAAAGACAUGCCUGUGGUCCACACAGAGACAAAGACUAUCACCUAUGAAGCUGCAGAGGUUGACACGAAUGGUGACGCAGACCCUGGGGUGUUGCUGAGUGCCCAGACCAUCACCUCGGAAACUACCAGCACCACAACAACUACACACAUCACAAAGACGGUGAAAGGAGGAAUAUCUGAGACGAGAAUCGAGAAGAGGAUCGUCAUCACCGGAGAUGCAGACAUCGACCAUGAUGAGGCUCUGGCUCAGGCCAUAAAGGAGGCUAAAGAACAGCAUCCUGACAUGUCAGUGACCAAAGUAGUGGUACAUAAAGAGACAGAGAUCACGCCAGAGGAGGGGGAGGACUGACCCAGGAAUAACAGAGAUGGCUGUUUUCCGUUCAACCUCUCAGAAUCCAACAUCCAGAACUCCACAUAUUACAUCAGGACCCUCUGAAGACUAUAAAGGCUCCUACUCUCCAAAUGCUGCAGCUCGCUGCUCGUCGCAACCAUCACAAAACAAAUAAAGUGCAUUUUGCAUGAGAAGGGACGCAAUGUUGCAUUUUCAAACUAAUGGCAAGAUCCAACUUUCAAAAUGGUUCUCAGUCCAUCUGCACCCCAAAUUCCCGUGUGCAGCAGGCAAAUGUGUUUUCACUGUGCUAUGACUUUAAUGCGUUUUUAUGAUGAUUAAGAAUAAUUAUUGUAGCAGAGCAGCAUUUUAUUUAUGAAGCAAAGCCAUCACUCCAGAAACUUAAAUUUGCUGUAGACUGUAUGUGUUAGAGAGCAUACACUAUUUAACCUUGCAGUAAAAGUGCCAAUCUUAUUUGCAAGCAAGCAUCACCUCACUCCUUCUGGCAACACAAUGAUUUUCCAUCAGGUAGGCUGCCACAGAAAUCACUACAGCUCUGUACUGUACAUAUCGAAGCUUUCCUAGGAGAAUAGCAAAUUAUCCUUCACAGUUGAUUUCUCUCAUGUCUACUUGAAAUUUGACUUUUUAUUUUAAUUUCAGUGUUUUAUUGUUUGUCAUUGAUUAUACCACUGCAACAUUUGUCGAGAAAGUCUAUUUUAGCAAACGCCAACAUGCUGUGCUGUGCAAGAAAUAGAUUUUUAUGUGCCUGUGUAGGCUUUGAACUCGGUCCAGGGUAGAAGAUCGGCUGCAGCACAAGUCCCAGGUUUGUGUGACUGUGAGGCUAAGGGCUCAGACUGCCGAGCUCUGCCCGAACUAGACGCAAAGCCAAGAGAGAUCUUUCCUUCACCUCCCCCGAACAUGUCAGCUGUAUGCCUCCCUUAUCUGUAUCUGUAUUCAGGUAUCUGAAUAACUGAGUAUUGUUCAUGUACAGCCAUGUUUUGCUCAAAAUGGUGAAAUAAAAAUGGUUAAUGCAUUGA